This is a messenger RNA of Aegilops tauschii subsp. strangulata, 714 nucleotides long. The record is from RefSeq and is a predicted model, not a curated record. NCBI's taxonomy places the organism in Eukaryota, Viridiplantae, Streptophyta, Magnoliopsida, Poales, Poaceae.
AUGCGCCUCAAGAAGCUUGUUGACGAGCUCCGUGACCUCGGCGAGAAGGUCUCCGACGAGUUUCUCCUCAGCACCCUCAUCGCCGGCCUGAACGAAGACUUCGGGAACGCCGCCUCCAACAUCCCUCUCAUCACCAACCCAACCUUCCCCAAGAUCGUCGCGUACCUGAAGCUGGAGGAGAGGAGGAUGCGGAUGUCGCGCACCCGGGCCACUCAUACGGCUCUCAUCGCCGGCACCCGCGGCGGUGCGCCGCCCACCGCCCCGGCUCCCCCGCCGCGGCCCGCCCCGAGCCCCUUCCAGGUGCCACCGCCGCCCGGGUUCCCCUACCCGGCGCCGCCGCAGGCCCCUCCGCCGCCCCCCGCCGAGCAGCACCAGCGCCGGGGCGGGCAUCGCGGCCGAGGUGGCCGCAAGCCGCAGCAGCAGCCGUUGUCUGCCCACGGCGGGACGCCGCGCCAGCCGCAGCAACGGCUCCCGCCGGCGCCCUGGCAGGCCGGCCAGAACCCCCGUCCCCGGGUUUUUUGGCGCCCGCCCGGCCCCUCAUCAGGCUCUGUACGCGGCCCCUCCGUCGUAUCCGCCGGCGCCACUCCACGGCCCCUCGGCGGCCUAUGGGCUGCCUUCGGCCGGUGGGUUCGUGGCGCCGCCGCCACAGCCGCUGCCGUCGCGCCUUGGGACCCCGCGCUGCUAGCGGCCCUCCACACCGCCCCCACGUCAUAG